Musca domestica (house fly) is the source of this 5192-nucleotide messenger RNA. RefSeq lists its product as uncharacterized. The transcript has 8 exons. The record is from RefSeq and is a predicted model, not a curated record. Bases 147 to 4964 code for a protein of 1605 amino acids. Gene Ontology annotation, molecular function: zinc ion binding; ATP binding; four-way junction helicase activity. Gene Ontology annotation, cellular component: nucleus; cytoplasm; chromosome. Lineage: Eukaryota; Metazoa; Arthropoda; Insecta; Diptera; Muscidae. Gene Ontology annotation, biological process: DNA replication; double-strand break repair via homologous recombination.
ACUAAGGAACGAUGUGAAGAGAGGAACAUAAAACAGAACUGAACGCAAAAGAUCACUUUGAAACCCCACACAGAUAAAUAUAAAAAUUUAAUUUUAAUAAAAUAAUAAAUGCUGCCUAUUUGUUGAUUGCCUUAUAUCGAAGAACAAUGGAUGAUCCUGUCUUUAAGCAAAAAUAUCAGAAAUACAAGCUAAGAGUAAAGUUAUGGGAAAAAGAUUUCAAGAAGAAACAUGGAAGAGUGCCUUCAAAGUAUGAUAUCCGGGAAGCCUCUCAGGAGAUAAGAGAUUCUUACAAAAUGUACUACAAAUUGAAAACAUCGUUUUUGGAAGACACCCUCAACGAUGUUUUAUCGGAUGAUGGUUUUGAUGUUCUAGAAAUGUCACAGAUGUCACAAACCAAUGGUGAUCUCGACGUCAGCCUAACGGAGGAAAGCAUCAAUGGUGGACCCAAGUUGCCCUUGGAUAUAAGUGCCAUUGUGGACACGCAACCUGUGGAUAACCAUGAAAACUGCAACGGUUUCUCCAAUGUCCAGGAAAUACCAAAUGGUUCAGCCGUCUUUAAUGAGCCCCGUGUGCUAAAGGAGUUUGAGGCCGUGGAAGAGUUGGAUUUAAACAAAAAGGCUUGGGGUGCAAAGGUAUCUAUGAAACCGGAAAAGCCUGAAUUAAAAGACGAAAAGAAAGAUACUCCUCGACGGAGUCUUAAGCCAAAUUUUAGUGCAAAGCUUUUGAACAAUUCUUCCUUCUCCAAAAGGAAUCCCAGAAAAUCAGUUUCAAAAUCAAAUCUUGAUAGUUCGUUAAGAAGCAACAACUCCACGUUAAGUGACACUUUAAAUUCUACUAAAGAUGUCCUGCCUGAUUUGGAAACAAUUUUACUGCAAAAGGCCAAGGAGCAGCAGGCCCAGAAUAAUAUCAAUGCAAAUCCCCUUUUGGCAGUUGACAAGAACAGGGACAACAUUAAAACCCAAGUAGACGAAGGAUGGCUUGAGCGAAAUGCCCAGCAAAAUGGAAUUGCUGGCAAAACCAGAAGAAGCACAAUAAAGAUUGAGCAGAACAACAAUUUACCAACUCCUCCACGGAAAAGCAUCUAUGGAUUAUCUAAUAUUGAUGUUAGUAAAUUGCAAACAACUGUUGCUACGGCAGACAGUCAAGACGAACCAAACAAAACGCAAUUGAAGAACUUGGAAACGCCGCCUGUUAUUGGUUGUGCAGAUGAAAAACCCCAUUUCCAAGAAAAACCCGUCGAGAAAAAUAGGAAAGUUGACAAAAAGGUUUCUAACGAUUCAGACUCGGAUUCGGUUGUGGGAGACAGUGAGGAGGAAGUUGAACCCCCGGAAUAUCGACAUAUUGUAAAACGUAGAAGAAUCGUACCCUCAACCUCUCCAAAAGCGGAAGUAACAGCCCCGACCGAGGCUCCCAAGAAAAAAACCACAGAUAUUGUAAAGGAUGAAAUUAAACCUCAAGGAACUACAGAACCCUUAGAACAUUCUGAUGAGGGUGAAGACUUUGAUGCUGCCUCGGAUGAGGAUGAAGAGUAUAAACAACCAGAAGUCAGCCGGCGAAAACGAGCAGUGGCUAAACGCAAGACCGCAGCGAAACCCAAGAAGUCAUCACCAAAAGAAAAACCCAAACCAAAAGCUAAAACUGCUACAGCCAAGACCAGAGGGGCAAAGAAGGCUACCAAAGAACAACUAAAGCAGCAGCAGCAGGAGGAGGAGUUGGAGAAGGAGGAAACUCCACUUGAUCCGGUGGACCUGAAAUAUGCUCUUGCCCUAGAAAGUGGUGAUAUCACAUCUGUGCCACGUAUCAAACAAACUGAUCUAGACAAAGCAGAUCACUUGGCUCAGGAAUAUAUUAAUAAAAUGGUUCCCUUAGGUGGUGUUAGUAAUAAGCCAAUACCCGUUACCGUGGCCGAUGAAAAGAGAGCGGCAGCUAAGCGCAAGCUAGAAGAAAAGAUAGCCAGUGGCAAGCUAAAUGAGAACUUUGUUACGAUCAAUAUACAAAAGAAAACUUUCGUACGUGGCAAAAAGACCAUCAACUAUUCGAAAUAUAAGAAAAAGUUGUGGAAGGAUAAGAAACGUGUGGCUGCAUUAACGGGACCCAAUAUGGAUAUGGGCGGCUGUGAUGGUGGCACAUUGAAAUGUUUCACCUGUGGUCAAGCUGGACAUUUUGCUCAAAAUUGCAAAGUUAAGGGGGACUCCUUGCUGCCCUUGACUGCUCAGCUGGAGGAAGAUCCAUCACCGUUUCCCACAUUGGAGGAAGCUGAACGUAUGGCAAGUCAAUCGGCAUUGGCGGUACAUAGCAGAAAUAUAUCCAAAUUGCCACAGGCAGCCAAUGCGGCAAUAUAUAAAAACGAUGGCCUUGCGGAGGAGGACAGUGGUGAUGCAGAAGGUGAUGGGGAGGAGGAAGAAGUUGCCACGGAUGAAAACAGCGAUGACGAUGGGGACAAUGAUCCUGCUGCUGAAGACGUUCUCAUGGAGACUGAUGAUGAAUUGGAGGGUUUUGAUAUGGACAAUGCCAUCAAUGCAAAGGAAAAAAACAUUUCACCCAUAAAAAAAUAUGUUGGCCAUAAAAUUCCUGAAUCAUUUCUUAAGGCUGCUGGCCUGGAUGUAAAUGACGCAACAGACUCGGGCUCGUCGGCAAAUGUACCAGCUAAAAUGGGUGAUGUUAGUCCCAUUUAUGAUCUCAAUCCUGAUGGUAGUGUCAAAGAAGUCACACCCGAGGUAUUGGAAGUCUUGCGUAUGUUUGGCCACACAAACUUUCGCAAGGGCCAGGAUCGCGCAGUUAUGCGUAUACUUUCGGGAAUGUCCACAUUGGUCACCCUAUCCACGGGCAGUGGUAAAUCUCUGUGUUAUCAAUUGCCGGCCUAUAUGUUUUCCAAACAAAAGAAAGCCAUUACAUUGGUUAUUUCACCUUUGGUCUCUCUGAUGGAGGAUCAGGUCACGGGGGUGCCGCAUUUUUUGAGGGCCCAUUGUUUGCACACGAAUCAGACACCACAGCAGAGAAUGAAAACUAUGCAGCUCAUUGCAGAUGGGGAGAUUGAUGUGCUGCUUGUAUCCCCAGAGGCCGUGGUCUCGGGGGAACGAUCUACUGGAUUUGGUUCAAUUUUGCGGCAAUUACCACCAAUUGCAUUUGCCUGUAUCGAUGAGGCCCAUUGUGUCUCCCAAUGGAGUCAUAAUUUCCGUCCCAGCUAUUUGAUGAUCUGCAAGGUAUUGAAGAAAAAUCUGGGGGUAAAGUGUGUUUUGGGUCUCACGGCCACCGCCACUUUGCCCACACGUCUAAGUAUUAUCAAUCAUUUGGGUAUAUUGGAUGGUGAGAAGGGCAUCAUCAGCGACAUACCAUUGCCCGACAAUUUAAUACUUUCCGUGUCCAAGGAUGAAAAUCGUGAUACGGCACUACUGCAAUUGCUACUAAGUAAACGUUUCGAAAGCUGUCAAUCGAUUAUUAUCUACUGCACCAGACGAGAUGAAUGUGAACGUGUAGCGGGUUUCUUGCGUACAUGUUUGCAGGAUCGCAAAAUUGCAGAGCCGGAAAAGAAAAACAAACGGAAACGUGUCAAUUGGCAUGCGGAGCCGUAUCAUGCCGGUAUGGCUGCCUCGCGACGACGGACAAUACAAAAUGCCUUUAUGAACAAUGAGUUGCGUAUUGUUGUGGCCACCAUUGCCUUUGGUAUGGGUAUUAAUAAGCCCGACAUUAGAGCCGUUAUUCACUAUAAUAUGCCACGUAACUUUGAAAGUUAUGUCCAAGAGGUGGGUCGUGCUGGUCGCGACAAUAAAGAGUCACAUUGUCAUUUGUUUUUGGAUGCCAAUGGUGGGGACAAGAGCGAAUUGAAGCGUCAUAUCUAUGCGAAUUCAUUGGAUCGUCAUGUUAUACGCAAAUUGUUGCAGAGAAUUUUCGUGCCUUGUUCGUGUGAUAAGAAUCUUAAGGAUGGUGUCCCCAUAAAGCCUUUAGCAACAUCCUCAAAAAAUUCCCAAUCGGAUGAUGGCAAUGUGGAUGCCUCGAAUUUUGGCAAUAUGCAUGGUGAAACAGAUGUCGAUGUACCAAAACCCCGCCACCACAUUUGUCCAGGUCAUGAAAUUGGAUUUUCCAUUGACCAGACCGUAGAGGCAUUGGAUAUUCCAGCUGAAAACAUCUCGACAUUGCUGUGUUACAUGGAAUUGGACAAUCGUUGGUCUAUGCAUGUGCUCAGCAGUGCCUAUAUUAAGGCCAAAAUUAUAUCCUAUGGUGGACCCAAGUACCUCAAGCAUGCAGCAAAGGAGUGUCCCCCCUUGGCCAUGGCCAUUGCCUUGGAAAUUAAAAAUGGCAACUUUAAAGAAGAUGCCAAUAUCAUAGAAUUCUCGGUGGUGGAUAUAGCAGCAGCAAUUGGUUGGAACAGUGGUGUGGUGAAAUAUCAAUUGAAAAAUCUAGAAUGGGUGCAAGUUAAUGGCUAUCCAAAACGAUCUCCCAUAACUGUAAGUUUCUAUGAUUUGGGUUUCCGUUUAAAGGCACCCGGAGACUUUACAAUCGAAGAAAUUGAUGAUGCCUUGGAUAUUUUGUAUAAUAGAUGUGUGAAACAGGAAAGGACCCAGCUAAUUCAGUUGCAAUAUGUUUUCCAAGGCUUAUCUUCGGUGGCCUACAACAGUCAUGUGCCGUGCUGCAGUGAAAACUUCUCACACGACAGAUCCGAUCAGCUGAAGGCCAUUAUACGUGACUAUUUCCGCAAUGAUUAUCCCAAAGAUUUGAAAUUGGAAGUAGAGGAAUCAAAUGUCUCGGAUGGUGACAUAGAGUCGGAUGUUAUUGCCCUUAUCAACAUGUAUCCGGAAAAUAAUUUCACUGGGCGCAAUGUGGCCCGUAUAUUCCAUGGCAUUUCAAGUCCCAAUUAUCCAGCUGUUAUGUGGGCCCGUUGUAAAUUUUGGCGCGCCCAUUCAAAGACUGAUUUUAAUCGUAUUGUACAAUUGGCCAAUAGUGUUAUUGUCAAGAGGCGCAUGUAAAGGGAGUUGCUUUAACAAACAAGUCAUUAUUUAGUUUUGUUCCUUCGCCGUGUCCUCGUCAUAUGUGUAGCUUAUUUGAGAUUUUAUGUGUGAGCGUGUGAUUUUUUAAUUGUUAUUUUAUGUUAAACGAACGUUUUUUAAGCCAAGUUCCUAGGAAUUAUCCAAGGCUUUGGUCGCAAUUGUACAUGUAUUUAUUCGUAAUAAAAAAAUUAUAUUCAUAUUGUACAA